UACAAGCUCUACCUCUGCGUUUGUCUACUUGAGGUAUCUGUAAUAAAUCGAAUUACAAAAGACAUGAAGCGCAAGAAGUGGACGGAAGAAGAAGAAGAAACCCUAAUCAACAAAUACUCUGAGCUCCUCAACUCCGGAACCUUAGGAAAGCUCAAAACGAGAGAAAAAAAAUUCGAACCAAUCGCAGACCAUGUGAACUCCGUCCACCAUCUACAAGACCCAGUGAAUUACCCCUUUCGCUGGUCGUGGCGAGAUGUCUCCAUUAAGGUCCAGAAUAUGCGCCACCAAUACCUGGGCGUGAAGCAGAAGAUUAGGGUUUCAGAUGAUGAGUUUAACUGGAAGGAUGGGGAGAAUCACUGGCAGAAUUUCUUGAAGUACAAGGAAGUGUUUGGAGAUGUAGAGCUUGAGGUGAAGGAUAAAGGUUUGGGAGGAGUUGGUGAAGAUGAUGGAAUUUUUGGGUAUGAGAAUUUUGUUGAUGGUGGUGAUGAUUUGGGAAUUGGGUUAGGGCUUGAUUGUGAGGAUCUUGAGGUAGAUGGGGAUGAGGGUGGAGCAGAGAGUGAUGGUGACGAUGGUGAUGAUUCGGGCUUGAUUCAGGCGAAGAGGUUGAAGAGGAGUGAUUGGGGUGGUUUAGGGUUGAUGGGUGCACAGGUUUUGGAGCUGAGGGAUAUGAUGGUGAGGAGAGAAGAAAAGCGGAGAGAGAGGGAAUUCAAUAGAGAAGAGGCAGAGGCUGUUAGAGAGCAGGGGAAGCGAGAUAGGGAGAAGAGGAAGGAAGAGAGGCGAAAGGAGAGGGAUGGUUGGAUGGAAAGUCGGGAAUUUGAGUGGGAAGAGAGGCAGAGGAUGUGGGCAAGGAGGGAAUUCGAGCGUCGCUUGCAACUUGAACGGGAAUUGGAUGACGAACGGCGGCGGAGGAUGAAAGUAGAGGAAGAUAAGGAACAGGAGGAGAUGGAGUGGAGGGAGAGGAUGGUGGGUAUGCAGAUUGAGCAUGAGAAGCAGAUGAUGCAGAUGCAUGCAGAUGCUUGCCAGAAUCAAAUGCAGAUUCUGGGAGUAUUAGUUAGGCUAAUGUGCCAGUUUAUUGGGCCAGGGAAUGAUGCAUUAGCUGGUGGGCUUGGUGGUCUGGGUCCUCAGGUUUUGCAGAAUUUACAGCAUCCAGGGAGCUUGGUGGGUGACAAUGGGAAGCCUGAUGUUAACUCACCUUCUCACUUCAUGUAGAGUGUAAGUGCAAUUCUUCUAUUUACUCAUGGAUGGUGUAAAACCUGUUAAUUCUUAUUAGGGCUUCAUAGUUUUUGUAGUUUUGUUGUUUUCUCAGGAUUUGUUGAAUGAAACUUCUCUAUGGUUGUGGAA
This is a messenger RNA of Telopea speciosissima, 1341 nucleotides long. RefSeq names its product stress response protein NST1-like. The coding region runs from base 64 to 1209 and encodes 381 amino acids. The transcript is spliced from 3 exons. The record is from RefSeq and is a predicted model, not a curated record. Lineage: Eukaryota; Viridiplantae; Streptophyta; Magnoliopsida; Proteales; Proteaceae.